This is a messenger RNA of Rubroshorea leprosula, 1947 nucleotides long. The record is from the annotation of a GenBank genome assembly. NCBI's taxonomy places the organism in Eukaryota, Viridiplantae, Streptophyta, Magnoliopsida, Malvales, Dipterocarpaceae.
CACUUCCUAGCAUAUCUGUCAUACCAUGGAAGGUGUCAAAUGCAUUUCCUUCAUUCUUCUUCUUUUUCAUCUUCUCCUUCCAUCUUCUGAUUCAUUAAGCUUUCAGAUAUCUUGCUUUGACCCAAGUUCUACUGAUGUUCUCUACCAAGGAGAUGCAGUGCCUUCUGUGGGACCUGUUGACUUAAUCAACAAACUUAAUUACGUUUGUCGAGUUGGUUGGGUCACCUAUGCACAGAAAGUCUUGCUCUGGGAUUCCAACUCUGGAAAGCUUUCAGACUUUAGUUCUAAUUUCUCCUUCACCAUUGACGCACAAAAUGUCGCUAAAUUUGGCCAUGGAAUUGUUUUUUUUCCUUGCUCAUGUUGAAUUUCAAAUCCCACCCAACUCCGCUGGUGGCUUUCUCGGCUUAUUCAACACCACGACUAGUUAUUUCCCUUUGAACAAGAUUGUCACUGUGGAAUUUGACACUUUCAAUAACCCUGAAUGGGAUCCUCAAGAUGUUCAAUCUCAUGUGGGAAUUAACAACAAUACCAUUGCCUCUGUUGUUUACACUUCUUGGGAUGCGAGUUUUCACAAUGAAGACAUCACUGAUGUAAUGGUUUCUUAUAAUUCUACAACCAAAAAUUUGAGUGUUUCUUGGAGCUCUCAAACAACCAAAAAUCCUUUGGAAAAUUCAAGCCUUUCUUGUCAAAUUGAUCUGGCAAAGGUGCUGCCAGAAUGGGUAACAAUUGCGUUUUCGGCUGCUACAGGACAAUAUGUUGAACAACAUACACUUCGAUCUUGGCAAUUCCAUUCAAGUUUGGAUUCAAAGGAAACCAUUAGAAAUUUGUCAAUAAAAAUCAAAAUUGUUGUUGGUACUGUAGUACCAGUGGUUGUUCUUCUCAUUGGAGCAUUUCUAGCAUCUAUAAUUAUUAAGAAGAGGAAGAAAGGGAAGAAAAAAGCAGAGGCAAUGAAUUUAACAUCAAUCAAUGAUGAUUUUGAGAAGGGCACGGGACCAAAUAGGUUUUCUUACCAAGAUCUUGCUUCUGCUAGUAAUAAUUUUUCUCAAGAUAGGAAAUUGGGUGAAGGAGGUUUUGAUGCAGUUUAUAAGGGCUAUCUAGCCAAUAUAGACAUGUUGAUUGUUGUAAAGAGGAUUUCAAAAAGAUCCAAACUAGGGAAAAAGGAGUAUGUAACAGGGGUGAAGAUCAUUAGUCAGUUAAGCCAUUGGAAUUUGGUGCAGCUCAUUGGUUGGUGCCAUGAGAAGAUUUUGUACCUUCACGAAGGGUGGGAGCAGUGUAUACUGCAUAGGGAUAUAAAGUCUAGUAAUAUAAUGCUAGAUUCCAAUUUUAAUGCCAAGUUUGGUGAUUUUGGGUUGGCUAAGUUGAUGGACCACGAUGUAGGUCAGAUGACAACAGGUUUGGCAGGUACUUUAGGUUACAUGGCUCCAGAGUACAUAAGAACAAGGAAGGCAAGUAAGGAGUCAGAUGUGUAUAGCUUUGGGGUGGUGAUAUUAGAGAUUACUACUGGAAGAAAGUCUACAGAUUGGAUGGAUGAGUCUAAUGUGGGGAUGUUGGAGUGGGUUUGGGAUCUUUAUGGAAAAGGAAGGGUUCUUUCUGGUGUUGAUGAGAAAGUGCAAGAAAAUUUUGAUGAAAGACAAGCAGACUGUUUGAUGAUUGUGGGAUUAUGGUGCAUUCAUCCUUAUAGCAGCUCAAGGCCCUCAAUUAGACAAGCAAUUCAGGUUCUUAACUUUGAGGCACCCAUGCCAAGUUUUCCUCCAAAAAUGCCUGUGCCAAUAUAUUGUGUUCCUACACCAUCAAUGAGCCUUGGAGAGAUUACUAAUUCUAGCAUACAAGUAGGUCGUUAGACAUCAUUUAAUUGCCUUUUCAUUGUGUAAACUGUCCAAUUAUCUGAUAAUAUUCUAGACUUCUUGAAGUUGGAUUUGAAUUCUUAGAUAAAUUUGUUAAAAUAUU